Messenger RNA from Labeo rohita (rohu), 1931 nucleotides. RefSeq names its product U-box domain containing 5 (gene ubox5). NCBI's taxonomy places the organism in Eukaryota, Metazoa, Chordata, Actinopteri, Cypriniformes, Cyprinidae. Gene Ontology annotation, molecular function: ubiquitin-ubiquitin ligase activity; ubiquitin protein ligase binding. Gene Ontology annotation, cellular component: nucleus. Gene Ontology annotation, biological process: protein polyubiquitination. The coding region runs from base 427 to 1857 and encodes 476 amino acids. The transcript has 5 exons. The record is from RefSeq and is a predicted model, not a curated record.
UUUUGAUCAGUGUGUAAUGUCGAAAUGUUAUAUGCUUUACUUAUGCAUUUCUCAAGCUAAGAAACGCUUUGUGUCUGUAUGAUCGAUCGGCAUGUUUGAUGUCAGUUUGAUCAGUAACAAACACAACAUUAUAAAGUCAAUGUAAAUUACUUAAGAGCUUUUUAAACGUGUACAAUGGUAAUACUGUAUAUUUUACACAUCCUGGAUAUGCUAUCGUAUUUUUUGCAACGCUGCAUCAUAAAUUAUGCAGUAUAUCAAUAUGUACUGUGAUAUAUUAAAUGUAUACUUUACCUAACAGGUUUAGUUUCAGGAUCUUUGAAUGCUCCACCGAGUUCUAUUAUGAUGUGUGAUUUUUCUCUAGUGCUGAAAUGUCUCUGACUCACUGGUAUUUAUAGAUUCUCUUUCAGUGCUGUAGAUGCAGUGGCCAUGGUGCUCAACCUGUGCUUGCCACACUUUCAGACCUCCAUUCAAUGCAACAAGCUGUGUGCCGACGGCUACGAUGUCUCCAACCUUCUUUCCUCUGACCCGAUUGCACGCCGGAAGGGGUUCAAGCUGGAAUACUUCCUCCGACCUCCUGUCCACGUCACGUUGAGCUUCCAGGUCAAGAUGGAGUUGUGUCGGCUGGAUGUCGAGCUUUGGCCGUGGGGAAUGGAUCAGGGACGAACCUCCCGACGGCUGGAGAUCCUCAGCUGUUCAGAGCGAGACUGUUUCAAACCUCGAGCGCCGUUUGCCGAUCCUCCACCGCAGACGGCGUCUGGAGUGAAAAUGCAGGAGCUUUGGAAGCGCGGUUCGCUCGGAUCUGUCUCUCAGCUCAGAGUCAGCAUUCCCUACAGCGGCGCCGCGUCGGCGCUCGGGAUCAAGUCGCUCGCUGUUUGGGCUUUGCCUUCUCGCUGCUGUCCUGCAGCCGAACUGGAAAGGAUUCAGGACGUGCACCUAAACAGCCUGAAAAGAAACGACUGUCCAACCAUCAUCGUACCUCCCAAACCAGAUCCUCUUCUAAGCGAAACCCCAAUUCCGGAGGAGUUCCUCGAUCCCUUAACACAAGAGCUCAUGGUUUUCCCAAUGAUCUUGCCUAGUGGAAUGAUAAUUGAUAACAGCACGCUAGAGGAGUACCAGAAGAGAGAAGCCACAUGGGGUCGUUUACCCAACGACCCAUUUACUGGCGUCCCAUUUACCCAGGACUCAAAGCCAAUUCCAAACCCUUUGCUUAAAAGCCGCAUUGACCGUCUAGCUCUGCAGACGGGAUGCACAGGAGUCAGGAGCAGAAAUAACCUGUUAACUAAACCACAACCUUCCAGACUCACAGUGGAGGCCAAAAGCAUCACAGACUCCAGUAGAAACCGUGAUCAUACAGACCCUUCAGGAGCACAGUCCUUUGCAUCGGUUUCAGACAUUAUAACAGAACCAGAUGCCUGCAAAAUGCGACCGACACAGAGCCGUUCUGCUAAAAGAAAGCAUGAAUUGAGUUUUCCCUCCACCAGUGCUGAUCCCGAUCGCCCUCCUUUGAGGAAAGUGCAUGAAACUCCCUCAGAGUCGGACUCACAUGAGAGACGGUUAGCAGACAGUUUGGAUCAGGCGCUGAAUGCUGCUCUUCACGGGUUACCGGUGUUCACCUCAUCGAGCAAAACCACUUCCUGUGUGGACGCCUCUGCUGGUGGGCACACAUGUGCAUUUUGCUCUUGUUCACUGACGGUUUACUCCUCAAGCGUGGUGUCGUACUCUCUGCCCUGCACUCAUCUCAUGUGUGGAGAGUGUUUGAGACUGAAACACCCGACGGAUUCUCAGAAACUGAAAAUUAAAUGUCCCGUGUGCGGCACAACUGCCUCCAGCAGAGACGUCACGCGGGUGCAUCACUGAACACUUGUUUGCAGAUUUUGUGUAUAAUUUUCAUUAAAGUUUUUGAAAAAGCUUGAAAAGGACUUUGUCAUUAU